AUGGUGAUUGAAAAAGACCUUGGUUUACCAUAUGUUGUAUGUGCAGUCAAUGCCGUCGGUGCAUUCGCCUCCGGAGGAGUUCGGAUGUCCGGGUUUGCUUAUUUCUACGAUAAUUUCCGCCAAUUUCGUGCAUUCUUGGACAAGAGUUUGAAGUUUCAAAGAGAUAGCUGCGAAGCGCAGCGCAUUCGCAGAGAGCAUUACGAAAGUAACCAAAAGUUUACCGUAUUUAUGUUCAGUGCGGGAUUUUCGGCCAUAUUUAUUUGGAACAUGACAGACUAUCGAGCGACCGAUCAGUACCGAAUUCCUUUCGAGCUAGCUUACUUGGAUCCGCCGGUUAAAGCAACUGUCGAGACAGUUUUCGGAUUAUAUCUACUACAACUUGCAGCUUACUUUUGGAUUCCUUUCAUUACGACUAGGGUAACGAUGAAGAUACUUCGAGCUGAGCUGAUGGUGGUGAAUAUGGCUUACGAAGGGCUACUUCGUAGCGCUGUAAAAAACAGCAAGCUUUCGUCGACACUCGUUGCAACUACAUCUACGUCUAACUUGGAGCAGAUAGAAAAACGGUUAUUCUGGAUGUGCUUGGAGCGAGAGUUACGUACUAUUGUGGCGCAUCAUAGAGAACUGCUGAACAAUAUAUAUCGAAUUCGCAACUUAGCGAGUUGGUCGUUUUUAGCUGAAGUAUUUGCCAGCGUAUUGAUAGCUUCGAUUGGUGUCUUUAUGUUCAUACUUCUCAGAGAAGAAAGUCUGAUGCUGGUCGGGAUUUCGUGUUUGGUUAUGUUGGAGAGCUACUAUAACAGUUUGUUGGUUGAGGACCUGGAGGAUACGCACUCGGCUACCAAGGAUGCUCUCUAUCGGCUUGAAUGGCCUACUUUGUUACAGUACGAUCGAAUGUACGAUAGAGAAUACAAAUGCAUCCGUAGAACGCUACUGAUUGUGAUGAUGAGAUUUCAGGAAAGGCUGCAUUUUCACUGUGGCGGUUUGUUCGAAAUGUCCAUGAAGAUAUUCUCGGCUACAGUGAAGACAUGCUACACCAUUCUUACGUUUUUGAUGCGAGUUCAAGGAUUUUAAACCCAUUUUAAAUAUGCUUAUUGUUACGACAGUUAAUACAACAUUUAAACAAGAUUCACACAGUAACUCAGUAGCUAAGAGUUUUAUUAAGUAGUGAUAAAGCUUUCAUGUUUAUAAAUUACCAACAGUGAGAAUAUAAAGUUGACAAAAUAUGCUGAACAUGACUAUUUUUAGGUGUGUUCGACCUGCAAUAUGAACAUUUAUUACGCAUGUCGAUAUGUGUUGAUGUGAAAUUAAUAUGUUUAUGCAA
This is a messenger RNA of Topomyia yanbarensis, 1318 nucleotides long. RefSeq lists its product as uncharacterized. Bases 1 to 1068 code for a protein of 355 amino acids. Gene Ontology annotation, biological process: detection of chemical stimulus involved in sensory perception of smell; sensory perception of smell. Gene Ontology annotation, molecular function: odorant binding; olfactory receptor activity. NCBI's taxonomy places the organism in Eukaryota, Metazoa, Arthropoda, Insecta, Diptera, Culicidae. The record is from RefSeq and is a predicted model, not a curated record. The transcript has a single exon. Gene Ontology annotation, cellular component: plasma membrane.